Propithecus coquereli (Coquerel's sifaka) is the source of this 2303-nucleotide messenger RNA. It is a transcript of the gene MANEAL, whose product is annotated as mannosidase, endo-alpha-like. Gene Ontology annotation, molecular function: alpha-mannosidase activity. Gene Ontology annotation, cellular component: Golgi apparatus. Lineage: Eukaryota; Metazoa; Chordata; Mammalia; Primates; Indriidae. The transcript is spliced from 5 exons. The coding region runs from base 1 to 1383 and encodes 460 amino acids. The record is from RefSeq and is a predicted model, not a curated record.
AUGGCCCGGCGGCGGCGCCGCGCCUGCAUCGCGCUGUUCCUGGUGCUGCUCUUCGCCUUCGGCACCCUCAUGGGCCUGCGCACGCUUAAGGCCCCGGACGGACUCCCGGCGCUGGGCCCGGGCCUGGAGCUGGCGCCCUUUGAGCGACGCCCGGAGGGGGCCCCCGCGCCCGCCGCCCGGGCCCCGGCCGUGCCCGCCCUCCAAGGCACGCCACCCCCGCCGCCGCCGCCGCCCCGCACGGCGGACCCUGGCAGCUCCCCUGGGCCGGCCCCCGCGGAGGCCGAGCCCGCCCCCGGGCAGAGUCUACGCGUCUACUCGGACCUGCACGCCUUCUACUACUCAUGGUACGGGAGCCCGCGGCGCGAGGGCCACUACAUUCACUGGGACCACGUCAUGGUGCCGCACUGGGACCCCAAGAUCUCGGCCAGCUACCCCCGCGGCCGCCACAGCCCUCCAGACGACUUGGGCUCCAGUUUCUACCCGGAGCUGGGGCCCUACAGCUCCCGGGACCCCGACGUGCUGCGGGAGCACAUGACCCAGCUCAAGGAGGCCGCCAUCGGCGUCCUGGUCCUGUCCUGGUACCCACCCGGCAUGGCUGAUGACAACGGGGAACCCGCAGAUGACCUGGUGCCUGCCAUUCUGGACACCGCCCAUCAGUUCGACAUCCAGGUGGCCUUCCACAUCCAACCCUACAAGGGCCGGGAUGACACCACUGUACAUGACAACAUCAAGUACAUCAUCGACACGUAUGGCUCCCAUGGUGCAUUUUACCACUACAAGAACAGCAUGGGCAAGAGCCUCCCGCUCUUUUAUAUCUACGACUCAUACCUGACGUCCCCUGAGGCCUGGGCCCACCUCCUGACACCGAACGGACUCCACUCAGUCCGCAAUACCCCCUACGAUGGGGUCUUCAUAGCGCUGCUGGUGGAGGAGGGCCACACCCACGACAUCCUGGCUGCAGGGUUUGAUGGCAUGUACACCUACUUUGCCUCCAAUGGCUUCUCCUUUGGCUCCUCCCAUCAGAACUGGAAAGCUGUGAAGAACUUUUGCGAUGCCAACAACCUCAUGUUCAUUCCCAGUGUGGGGCCUGGCUACAUAGACACCAGCAUCCGGCCCUGGAACAACCACAACACUCGGAACAGGGUCAACGGCAAGUACUAUGAGACAGCCCUGCAGGCAGCCCUGACAGUAAGGCCUGAGAUCGUCUCCAUCACCUCCUUCAAUGAGUGGCAUGAGGGCACCCAGAUUGAGAAGGCCAUUCCCAAGAAGACACCAACUCGCCUGUACUUGGACUACUUGCCUCAUCAGCCCAGCCUGUACCUGGAGCUGACCCGCCGCUGGGCGGAGCACUUCAUCAAAGAGAAGGAGCAGUGGCUGAUGUGAGGGGCCUGCAAACGGGGCAAUGAGGGGCUAAUGUCCCAGCCUUGCUGGGAGCUGUCACCAUAUGGGGCUCAGCUGAGGUUGCAGGCACUCACUUACUCCCAAGUCAGCAGCUGGGUGCUUAUGGGUGGGCCGUUGAGCCUGUUCCUCAGGCAAGUGGUGCUGGGGUGCUCUGCAGUGACGGGAAGCUAGGCGGUGUUCCAGAGAGGGAACAGUGGAGGCUGGCAGGCGACUGGACUUAGCCUAGGGCAGCUCCACAUCUUCAGAACACUUUCACAUAAUCCCUUCUAGCUUUGAACUCUGUGGCAGGUUGGUGUUGUGUAGUGGAGUCCCCCAGUCACUGUUUUUGGAAGGGUGUCAGGGUCUGGGCCAGCAUGCACUCCCUUCUGCCAGCCUGUGCCCUCUCUUCAGGCCUCCUUCCCACAUCAUCUGUCUUCUCUAAGUUAGGGAACCAUAUUUGAGACUUUCUGAAAGGGAAUUUCUAGGUUUAAGCUCUUCCCAGUAGAUUCCUGAACCCAAUCAGGACAUAAUCCUGAGCAUUCGUUCAACACUCGCUAAUCGAGCACCUUACUAUGUGCUAGGUGCUGCGGAAAACUUGACCAAGGAAUGGUUCCUGUUCCCCCUGACACUUGCAGGAUCCAGCUUCCUUAUUUGGUGUGGCCUUGUAGCUGGUGCCUGGGCACAGUUGUGUUUUUCUUUUUGCAGUUUUACCUAGUGCUAGGAAUUCGGUUCCAUUUCCUCUAAAAAAAAAAAUACCUCUGCACUCCAGAGCUCACUUUUCCCAGACUUGGCUCCAGGGAGAGGACUAGGAGGACACCCCCCUCCCUUUAGCUGCUUGAACUGAAUGAGACCCACUCUCUAGAGCCAUUUUCAGUGCUACUGUGAUUUGUAUUUAUUAAAUAUGAAGUGGUAUUCUCAAGUAA